CUCCCUAGCAUAGAAGCGCAUGCGACGAAGCCACUGCUGUUCACUACCGACAGGGACAGCUAGAGGAGCAGACAAGCGAGAAGGCGGUGAGAACGCGCGCACCAGCUAUUUUUCCCUUCCUUGCCGUCGAAGCAAUAACUGUUCCAAGUUGUUGAAUUCCCGAAGGAGAUCGGUGUAUAUAUAUAGAGAGAGAUUCCUUCUUCUUCUUCUGCGAUUCGAUCUGCUCAAACAUGUUCUUCGACAAUUUCUUGGAGAAGAAGAUGAUGCAGAGCAGCAAGCAGGGCGAGGAGGUCAUGCUGCGGGUUCACUUCCAGCAGCUGCAGCAUGGUAAUCAGUACUACGAGAGACCGGCGGAGUAUUCCGUCUGCGAGGACAGCUCGCGCUUCACCAGGGGAGAGAUUAGGAAGCAUUACAAGCUGGAAGGAGAGCAGGACGGGGCGGGGGAGAAAAGGAUACUGGCUGCAGGGGACGGGGCGACGAUCGAGGUGGCCAAGCGCCGGCGCGGACGCCCUCCGGGAUCCAAGAAUAAGCCCAAACCGGCUGAUUUUGCGGAGGAUACGGCGCAGCCGCCUUCGGCGGCGGCGUCGUCCGGCAUGGGGUGCCACGUGCUCGAGAUCCCUAGCGGCGGGGACGUGGUUGACUCGCUGGAGCGCUUCGCGCGCCAGCGAGGCCUCGGGGUAUGCGUGCUAGGAGCCUCCGGCGCCGUCUCGAACGUGGCGCUACUGCAGCCGCCGGAUGCUACGGUGGCGUUCCGCGGCCGGUUCGAGAUCCUGUCGAUGUCCGCGACGGUCCUGCCACCGGCGAUGGCGGCGCUGGGAUCCACCAGGACGACGGUGUCGGUGUCCAUGGCAGCACCAGGGGGGCAUGUGAUGGGCGGGACGGUGGCCGGGCCUCUGACUGCGGCGGGGACGGUGGUGGUCGUCACGGCGGGGUUCGCGAACCCGACAUUCCACCAGCUGCCGGCGGAGGACGACGUCUCCGUGUCCGUCUCCGUUUCCGGAGGGAGCGAUGAAACGGAGGAGAACAAGCAUCAAAGCAAACACCGGAUGCCCAUCUACAGCGGUCACGUGUCGCCGGACGUCGUUUGGCCGACUGCCUCCCGGCCGCCGCUGCCUCCGCCUUACUGACUUUAAAUAAAAGAAAUUUUCAUUCUGCCUCAAAAAAAUUAGUUUAUUUUCAAAUUGCCCUUGUAAUUUUAGAAUAAAAAAAUAUACCUUUUUAGAAAUUUUCAAUAAUUAUAUGACGGAUAAACUUGUCUCCCGGCACGCGUGGAAGACUUUCUGCAAUGAGAAUUCAAAUUUCACA
This is a messenger RNA of Zingiber officinale, 1305 nucleotides long. Its product is annotated as AT-hook motif nuclear-localized protein 17-like. Lineage: Eukaryota; Viridiplantae; Streptophyta; Magnoliopsida; Zingiberales; Zingiberaceae. The record is from RefSeq and is a predicted model, not a curated record. Gene Ontology annotation, molecular function: DNA-binding transcription factor activity; minor groove of adenine-thymine-rich DNA binding. Gene Ontology annotation, cellular component: nucleus. Bases 231 to 1127 code for a protein of 298 amino acids. The transcript has a single exon.